CAAAGUCAUGUGCAAGCUAGUGGUCAUCAAAGUCAUCAAAGCACGAGAGAGGAUAUAGCAAACUAGUACUAUCGACAAGAAGAUAUGUUCGAACAUAUACGUCCCUCAGAAGAAGAAAUGGAAAUAAAUACACGAAGUGCGCAGCAUGUACCUGGUUCUAUUGAGCCUGUUGACGUACAGAAUCUCCUUGCGGCUAUUGCAACAAUUGAAGGCCGUGAUAAGUUGCAGAUCCCAGCCGAACGUACGAUCAAAGCAAACCCAGAACUGUCUAAUCCGCUAUGUUCGCCAACCAGUUAUCCCUGGAGAGUUGCGCGUGUAUUAGAUUCUUUAUCUUCCCUUCUUGUCUCCAAACCUUCUCGAGAAGUUAUUGCAACUGCGCUUCGAGUGGACGAAAAUGCAAAAACGAUCGAAUUUUUUCUUGCUGCUAAUGAUGACGUCUCGUCCAAGACUUCCUCUCACUUGGAAUGGAUCUGGGGGACAAUGAGACAAAUAUCAUCGCGCUAUCGUGAAGCUUACUCCAAUCCCACACAGAACAGCCCGACCCAUAAUAUCAAAGAUGAAAACCUCGUCAGACAAUUCAAUAGCUUCAGUCGCCGGUGUGUUGAAUUCACGGCAAGCAAGAUUAGAAAGCGUGUAAACGGCGGUUUCGGUCAUUUUCAGAAGAUAAACAGAAGCGACUUUGGUGAGAAUCAUCCUUUUCGGCAUAUCAUCCAUACCAUUGUUGCGCUUGAAACCAUUACCAGGGAAGGCGCUCCACACUGGGAACAAAAGCCCGUGGACGACGCAACAUGGGAAAUGUUACUACAUCUCUUGCGUAUGUGCCAACGAAGUAUCAACGAUUUUCUCAAAAAUGGUGCAUUUACGCCAGAUGAACUUCUCCGUGUGAACCAUUUCCCUAAAUGGGAAAGUUAUCUGAGGAAAAUUGCAGGAGUCAUGAAUAAUGUCGACAUUCUGAUAAAGGCCGCGAUUUCCCCGCGCUGUGAGCGUCUCUUUGGGUUGAAAUUCAAGCUUUAUGCUCUACCUGCUAUUUCAUCUCGAUCCAUAUAUAUUCCUCAAACUCCUAAAGAUUGGGAAACCGUGCUUGAAAAAGCACUGUCAGCGAGAAAUCGAAAUGAUGCAGGUGGGCUAGAAAGCCAACCAAAAGUGAUGAACAUGUCUGUUAUCAAUAAUGACACAGCGUACAUGGCUCAGCAAGCCUUGAGUCGAGACCUGGUUGUGCACUGUGAGACUAAAAUACUUCUCCAUAUUGCGCAAUCGGAGAGAGAAAAUCCUCGGCUUACCAAAGCAUAUUCAUACGUUGGAGUUUCGAAACUUUCUUGCCAAGGGUGCCACUGUUUCUUUUUGGCAUAUAACCGUAUUCAUGAUACGCGCUAUUACACCAGGGGAACGCAUGGAAAGUCAUACUGGCCAUGGCAGUUUCCGCAAAACUUCUCUAGGUCCCAAGAGACAGCAGUCUGCAUGUACCAUAUCGUCGCUAGGCGAUGGGUGGAUUCAUACGAUGGUUAUGUUACUGAAAAAGUCCAUUUUGGGCCUGACUCGACUGCAGCAUCCCAGACGUCCCAGACUGUAACUUGGGAAAAAGACAAGCGUAUCCAUGACAAGGUUGAAGAAUUGAUUCGAAAAGUGAACAAUCUCGAGUAAAGUAUGCAGUUUACAGGAGCACAAGGGAUCGGCGGUGAAGUUGUGAUGUGGCCAGGGUCGAGGAUCCAUUUGUUUGAGACGAUGAGAAAUCUGCACUGGGAAGAUUAUAUUCUGACUCAUACCACGAAGAAUCUGUUUGGGUAUUUCGGGAAUGGCUUUACGGGGUGGUGUACUAUGGAAACUGGGGGAAGUUCGUGAGACGGGAGACUGUACUUUGAAUAGCAGGAGUCGAGAGUUCUAAAUUAAUG
Paecilomyces variotii is the source of this 1889-nucleotide messenger RNA. RefSeq lists its product as hypothetical. The record is from RefSeq and is a predicted model, not a curated record. The coding region runs from base 85 to 1641 and encodes 518 amino acids. The transcript has a single exon. NCBI's taxonomy places the organism in Eukaryota, Fungi, Ascomycota, Eurotiomycetes, Eurotiales, Thermoascaceae.